AUGACGGCCUGGCCCCAAACCGUGCUGGACAUUCUCACGGCCGAUUAUUGGAAUGCCAAAGAUGGCGAUAACAAAAUCCUUUUUCGCAAAGAGGGUACCGGAGAAUUAUGGCAUUAUAUCGAGCAAACACCCUUCACAGCCGAAUUCAACUGGCGAGCUCUAGACCCGACAUGUCUCGAUGAAAAAUCGAUCAAACGGAGAAAAGGAGUGUCAAAGCUCACGAUUGAGAUUAAAAUUAAGAAUAACAAUGAAUUGGAAGAAUUCGUAUCGUCGGAUCACGGUGCCGGUCGGAUAUUGAACGAGCGUCAGCUGCAUGACGUAGCGUUUGCUUCAAAGACCUUUAUUGUUCAUCUCGGAAAAGCCAUAUCAAAGAAAAGAUGGGACAGCGGCCACAAUUUAUACACCUAUCGCGUCCUUUUCGAUAAAUCGCCCUAUCCACCUACGGACGAAUGGAAAGAGCCCGGGUUUGGACGCAAAUGUUGGGAGAAGCGCGAAUUCAUGAGUAUCAAGGCCAAACCCGGGUAUUCCGGGAUAUGGAUGAGCACUAGAUAUCAUCUCAGAUUUUUCUACGUUGGAGACCAGGCAGGAGAUGAAUUGGGCUCGGCUGUUCCUCGGAACUCUCGCCCCUUACAUAAUUAUGCCUGCGUUUAA
Molecule: messenger RNA, 651 nt
Organism: Penicillium waksmanii
Lineage: Eukaryota; Fungi; Ascomycota; Eurotiomycetes; Eurotiales; Aspergillaceae
Exons: 3
Coding region: 1-651 (216 amino acids)
Source: RefSeq, a predicted model, not a curated record